Messenger RNA from Entelurus aequoreus (snake pipefish), 6451 nucleotides. It is a transcript of the gene col4a4, whose product is annotated as collagen, type IV, alpha 4. The transcript is spliced from 47 exons. The record is from RefSeq and is a predicted model, not a curated record. Gene Ontology annotation, cellular component: collagen trimer. NCBI's taxonomy places the organism in Eukaryota, Metazoa, Chordata, Actinopteri, Syngnathiformes, Syngnathidae. The coding region runs from base 167 to 5146 and encodes 1659 amino acids. Gene Ontology annotation, molecular function: extracellular matrix structural constituent.
GUCUUUUUGGCGACAUGAAGGUCGAGUGACGCCGCGGAGCAGCGCCACGGCUUCAGCAUCGCAGGGUCAUCAUUGGCUGGCAAGCAGCUGGAGGUGGAGUCUGGUCUGAGUGGGCGGGGCUUCUCAUGAGCAGUCGACAAAGUGCUGCUUGACCUGUGGAAACAACAUGAGACUAAGAUACUUCCUGAUGCUGCUGACCACCUCCACUGUUCUCGGGGGCGACCACACGGAGCCAUGCGGAGGCCGGGACUGUUCCACCUGUCGGUGCUUUCCAGCCAAGGGAGCGACGGGGGAUCCAGGGCCGCUUGGUAGACAGGGACCUCAGGGACCCCCAGGUUUCCCAGGCUCUCAAGGUUCUCCGGGAGAGAAAGGCAAGCGAGGGGAUGAAGGUCCAGCAGGAUCUCCGGGACCAAAGGGAGACACGGGAGCUGUUGGGGUUCCUGGCUUUCCUGGUCUAGAUGGAGUCCCGGGUCACCCGGGCCCAGCUGGCGGACCUGGUUUUCCUGGAGUGGACGGGUGUAACGGGACUAAAGGAAAGCAGGGAAAUCCUGGACUUCUUGGAGAGCAAGGGCCCAACGGUGAUGCGGGUUUUCCAGGACCAAAGGGAUUUGCAGGAGAGCCAACAUUCUACUUCAUCCAGUACCCUGGAGUGCCUGGUGACGUUGGCACAGGCGGACUUACCGGUCUACAGGGUAACCCAGGUCCCCCGGGUCCGCGCGGAUUUACGGGUACAACCGGUCCUGACGGAGUAAAUGGUCUCCCCGGCCUGUCAGGUCCCAGAGGUCUGCCUGGUGAACGAGGUCGAUCGGUGACGGGCCAGAAAGGAGACGAGGGAGAACAGGGCUUCCAAGGGCCCCCGGGGCCAUUUGAAUAUGUUGACCCCCCAGAGGACUUGUACAUCAAAGGAGAGCAGGGUCAAGCUGGGCCUAAAGGGGUGUGUGGACUUCCAGGCCUGCCCGGUUUGGAUGCUCUGCCUGGCAUCAAGGGAGAGACAGGGAUUGUGGGAUUUCCUGGACCCAGAGGGUUGGCUGGGCGGCCUGGUCUACCUGGCGACAAAGGAGUGAAGGGGACCGUGGGAAGUCCAGGUCUUCCAGGACUGAUCGGACGAGAAGGCCCAAAGGGCAUGACGGGAAGUCCCGGUUUCAAAGGUCUCCCCCGGGAUGAUGUUAUGACCCAUUUAGGUGAUGCUGGAGAUCCGGGAACUCCAGGACCGACGGGUCCUCCAGGAGAUCGUGGCUUAAUGGGAACUCACGGAGCCCGAGGGCUCCCUGGAAGAGCCAUACCUGGACUGCCAGGUGUGGUGGGAACGAGGGGGAGUCCAGGUGCCCGUGGUGACAAAGGAGAUCUCGGUCAGAUUUCCACAUUUCAACCAGUACCUGGGGAACCUGGAACACCUGGAAUCCCAGGACCCAGAGGACCAAAAGGACUGCCUGGAAGGCCAGGCUAUUACUGUCUUCCCGGAGCCCCAGGAGUGUCUGGAGAACCUGGUGAACAAGGAGUGCCAGGGUCCUCAGGGUUCCAAGGAUUCAAAGGUCGUCAAGGGGAAUGUUCCUGUGGUCCUCCAAUUGUAGUGAGGAGUACCCCGGGUUUAGCAGGUGAACCUGGAUUGUUAGGGUAUCAAGGACCUCCUGGAUUUCAGGGGCCCGGAGGGGAGAAAGGCUUACCAGGAGACAAUGGAAGGAAUGGACAACAGGGUUUGGGUGGCUUACCAGGUGUCAAAGGGUUCAAAGGUCAGAAAGGAGACUUCACCGUGGUGGAUAUUAAAGGCAAGAAGGGGGAAAGAGGUAAGCCGGGUCUUGCAGGAAGACAAGGUUUCUCAGGAAGAAGAGGUCAGGAUGGGCUACCAGGACUUCCCGGAUACUCUGGACCAAAGGGAGAAAGUUACCUCAGUUUUCCUGGGGAACAAGGUUUUCCAGGUCCCUCUGGUCCCAAAGGACUAACAGGACCGACCGGCCCCCAAGGAUCAGGUUUGGUUGGAGCAAUAGGAAAGCAGGGAAACCCGGGUGCUCUUGGACCGCCAGGUUUCCCCGGCACCCCUGGCCGGAAAGGUGUUCCAGGUGAAACUCUACCUUGUGUACCUAGAAACCCUGGAACACCAGGAGAGAAGGGAGAGACCGGAGAUAGAGGCCUCAGAGGCCUUCCUGGUCUUCCCGGAUUCAAUGGAAUCACUGGACCUGAUGGACCUAAAGGAGUAAAAGGACAGUCUGGACUUCCUGGACCACCUGGACGACUGGGACCACCAGGUUUUGUUGGAGAUACUGGAGACGACGGUCUUGAAGGAUUCAGUUAUGCUGGAGAGCCAGGUACUCCAGGCGUACCAGGCACUCCUGGACUGAGAGGACCAGCUGGGGACUCUUAUGUGGGGCCCUCAGGACCUAUUGGCUUCCCAGGGGUACCAGGCUCUCCGGGACCUAAAGGAGUCCCAGGCCAACCUGGCAAACAGGGUAUCCCAGGUGUCACAGGACUGCCUGGAGGUCCAGGGCCAAAGGGCCAGAGAGGACAGGACGGUGCACCAGGGAACGUUGGUCCCCAAGGUCCUAUCACUAAUUUGUGCGAUACUGGAAAGCCUGGCUCUGCAGGCCCUCCUGGGUCACAAGGAUUCUUUGGACCCUCAGGUUGUUCGGGGGAGAAAGGUGACAUGGGAGAGCCAGGUUCUCCUGGUUAUGGCCUCCCUGGCCCUGUGGGUAAACCAGGUUCUCCAGGUUUUCCUGGAUACCCAGGACCUCAGGGACCCCUUGGCUCCAGUGGGGACUCUGGAUAUCCAGGGUGGGAUGGCCAAAAAGGUUUGAUGGGACCACCUGGUAGGAGCGGUGUCCAAGGGGCGCUGGGAUUAGUAGGGGUCCCUGGAUGUCUUGGGAGGAAAGGAGAGAGAGGACUUAAUGGUAAAGAUGGAGCACCAGGAUGUGAAGGCCCCAAAGGAGAGAAGGGCUUUAGAGGGGCCGCCGGACCUCCUGGGGUGACUAUGGUUGUCCCCAUCAAAGGUGUAAGAGGAAAACAAGGCCUCCCCGGUGUCAGUGGCUUCCCUGGUCCAAGAGGAAACAAGGGGGCACUAGGUCCUGUUGGAAAGCCUGGGUAUCCAGGCAUUGAUAUGCCCCCGGGCAUCGUCGGGCCCCCGGGUCCUCCUGGACGUUUUGGCAAACCAGGGUAUUCUGGAGCUCCUGGGCCUCCUGGACUUCCUGGCUUCAUUGGCUUCCCUGGCGAAACAGGAGACCCAGGUGACCCAGGAUCCCCUGGGAGGUCUGGUGAAGCUGGUCGUCAAGGACGUACUGGACCCAAAGGUGAUCAAGGAGAGUCUGUUAGUGGUUAUGGUUUGCCUGGGGACAAGGGAGCUCCUGGAGAUUUUGGAUAUCCAGGUGCGCUUGGACUUCAAGGCAAUCCUGGAGCAUUGGGUUUUCCUGGCAGUUUAGGCCAGAGAGGUUGCAAAGGCGAUCCGGGACAGCCUGGGGAGCAGGGACCACUAGGUGUGAUUGGACCGCCAGGUCCAAGAGGUCGUGCGGGUGUUCCGGGUCUUCCUGGAAAUGCAGGUGCUGAUGGCCCCCCGGGACCCAAGGGCUUCUCAGGACUCCAAGGCCCUCCUGGACCACUAGGACUUCAUGGGCUGGAUGGACUGAAGGGAGUAAAAGGAGAUAUUGGUAGUAGAGGUCUCAGUGUUCCAGGGUCUCCUGGUUCUCUAGGAUUUCCAGGAGAUAAAGGCCCUCCUGGUCCUCCUGGUCCACAAGGUUCAUCACAACCUGGGCCUCCAGGACCCAAAGGCACUGAAGGAUCUAAAGGGCCACAAGGACCAGUUGGCCUCUUAGGCGAACCUGGACCUGACUGUAUAAUUCCUCUCCCAGGAGUCCCUGGAGAGCCUGGUGACCCUGGACCAGAUGGAGUGCCAGGUUAUCCUGGUGACACAGGGGAGUCAGGCCCUAACCCUCCGACACCUGGGGAUGAUGGAGACAAUGGAAUCCCAGGAUACCCAGGCACAAAGGGAAUGAAAGGAUUACCAGGGCCCAAAGGAUUACCUGGCACAGGUGGAAUUGCAGGGCUCAAAGGUGUACGAGGUUCUCCGGGUCUGAUGGGGCUACCUGGAAACAGAGGCCCUGGGGGUUCUCCAGGAUCUACUGGACCUCCUGGAUCUCUGGGCUGUUCUGGGAUGAUGGGCCCAAAAGGGGAGAUGGGCAGAGUUUUUCCUUGCCCCAAUUACCCUUCCCCCCCAGAGGGCCCUCCAGGACCUCCAGGGCUACCCGGUCGACCAGGAAGGGCUGGUUUGCAGGGAGACGUUGGUCUUCAGGGACUCAAAGGUAAAAAGGGGGACAUUGGGUGUCUGGGACCACAAGGGCCUGAAGGGCCACCAGGUCCUGAAGGAGAGCCAGGUCUACAAGGCCUGCAGGGGGAGAGUGGAUUGGUGGGAGCCAAGGGUGAUCCUGGUUUUACUGGUGACCGUGGAUCUCCUGGACCAUCCAGAUCACUAAACGCAGGCUUCCUGAUGGUCAUGCACAGCCAGUCCAAAACAAUUCCUUCCUGUCCACUGGAGAUGAGGGUUCUGUGGGUCGGAUACAGUCUGCUAUACCUGGAAGGCCAGGAGAAGGCGCACACUCAAGACCUCGGUCAAGCGGGCUCAUGUAUGCGAAUCUUUUCCACCAUGCCUUUCGCUUCCUGCAACAUGGGAACCUGCUCGUACGCCAGCCGCAACGACAAGUCCUACUGGCUGUCGACGACAGCCGCUGUUCCCACCAUGCCUGUGGGUGGAGCCUUCAUCGAAGACCACAUCAGUCGCUGUGCGGUUUGUGAAGCCUCUUCUGCCCCCGUUGCACUACACAGCCAGUCCACCACCCGGCCUGAGUGCCCCCCUAACUGGAGGAGCCUGUGGACCGGAUACUCCUUCCUCAUGCAUACGGGUGCGGGCGAUGAAGGCGGCGGUCAGUCUCUGACAUCAUCAGGGAGUUGCCUAGUGGACUUCCGGGCGCAGCCUUUUGUGGAGUGCCAGGGUCCCCGGGGAACCUGCCACUACUUCGCCAACAUCUACAGCUUCUGGCUGACCACCAUGGACUCCUCUAAGCCACCGUCCGACACGUCUUGGUUGUCGAGCACGGUGAUGAUGGAGGCUCGGCAACAGAAGAACAACAUCGGCCGAUGUAACGUCUGCAUGAAAGAGAGUAAGUGAGGUCGCCAGCCCGAGAGGGACAAAGCGCAUCCUCUGUGGCGUCAUGUGACUCUGAUCUUUAUCAGUCCAUACCUGCUGGGAGGGCAAUCGCAGCUUGACCACGCCCCCUCCACAUGAUCAAUGCACGCGCACACCCGUGUGUGUAAAGACUUUUUCCACGACUAAGCAAGCGGUCAAAAGUUUUACCUUGACGCGAGAACUCUUUCAUUGCUCAUGUGCCGACAUUCCAGAGUAUUUCGAUGUCUGAAGAUGGAAAUUCGGAGCAUAUCUGGAGAACACUUUUGUUUAGAAUCACACGCGCAAUCAUUGAAAUUGCAAAUACAAUAAUUAUGAGCAAUAAUAAAUUAAGAUUAAACUAUCUUUUGGAUUUCCUGCUCUCAGUGCAUUUUAUUUAACCGUCGUACAAGUGUAAAAAGAAGUUGCUGUACAUUUAAACAGGGGUUCGGCCUCGGGUCCCAACUUUCCCACUCAAAUAUCAACACUGAAUUAGUCAUCUCAUUCUUUAAAAAAAAUUUAAAAAAGAUGAAAAAUAUUGUAUUUUUCGGACUACAGUAUAUAGCGUAACGGUAUAUAAACCGCACCCACAACAUUUUUGGGGAUUUUUUCCCCCAUAUAUUACCCGCACCGGACUAUAAGCUUCAGAUAUAUACGUUGCAAAAUGAGUUAUUUACACGGAAAUAUUUUAUGUUUAUCUACAUACCUUAAGUGCUUACAAACAGUGCCUGUAACAUGGCAGUAAAACGGCUGAUCAAACAAAACAGAAGCCAUCGUCAGGGACCCACUAGCUGCGGAAGCUAGCUCUCCAAUCAGACAAACCGACUCAAGAACUCCACGGUGACGUUUUGGGGGAAUUUACCGAGGAAUUUGGGAAGCUGAAACAUUACAAAAAGAAUGCCAUUGUAAAUUAACACUGCGAACACAGACACUUUUAAACGUGUUAGCAUAUCAGCUAAUGCCAACGAUGCUCGCUUGAUGCGUGAAAACACUCCUACAGACAUCACACAUGGAACGGUUUAGUAAGCACGAACUGUUUUAGUUAUAUUGUAAAAGUUACCCACGUUGCUGUGAGCGAUGAAUGAAGAAUCCAUACGAGCUGAAACGCCAUGGAUGACUAGAAGACGGAACGGCACUUCUACUUCCAGUUUAAAGCACUAAAUGGAAGGACACUGCAGCACCUGCAGUGAGCAAACUUGUCAAAAAAAUGUUGCCAUAGUACAAACAAUAACACACCUUUUUGGGCUCUGUACCGAGGAUGUCGUUGUGGCUUGUGCAGCCCUUUGAGACACUUGUGAUUUAGGGCUAUAU